ACAGGAAGUGUGCUGACCAGUGGGGGAAAUAAAAGGGGCUCCUGAGGAGUUGGGUCCACAUUCGCCUUGCACAGCUCAGCAAAACCUCAGCCAUGAGACUUCUCCUCCUGACUUUCCUGGGAGCCUGCUGCCUCACCACGUGGACUGUGGAAGGUGUGGGCACUGAAGUCCUAGAAGAGAGUUUCUGUGUGAGCUUAACAGCACAACAGUUGCCGGUUCAAAAAAUCAAGACCUAUACCAUCAGGGAGGGCAUAUUGAAAGCAGUAAUUUUUGUCACCAGACGAGGACUGAAAAUCUGUGCAGAUCCACAUGCCAAAUGGGUGAAAGCAGCGAUCAAAACUGUGGACAGAAGGUCCCGUGCCAGAAAGAACGUGAUUGAAACUAGUCCCACAAGAGUCCAGCGGUCCACCAGUACAGCUGUGACCUUGACUGGGUAGUGGUCUCUAGGACAGUGUUUCCGCCACAGUCAAGCAGCUCAUCUCAGUUCACAGGCUCAAAAUGGACUAAUUGUGCUAUAUUUACCUUUUGUGAAAAUGUUAAAUGGAUAAAGUUGUUUUUAUUUUUUAUAUAUUCAUUUUCAGUGUUAUAAGUAAUAAAUAUUUAUUAGUGA
This is a messenger RNA of Mesocricetus auratus (golden hamster), 610 nucleotides long. RefSeq names its product lymphotactin. Gene Ontology annotation, cellular component: extracellular region. The transcript is spliced from 3 exons. The record is from RefSeq and is a predicted model, not a curated record. NCBI's taxonomy places the organism in Eukaryota, Metazoa, Chordata, Mammalia, Rodentia, Cricetidae. Bases 93 to 437 code for a protein of 114 amino acids. Gene Ontology annotation, molecular function: chemokine activity; CCR chemokine receptor binding. Gene Ontology annotation, biological process: lymphocyte chemotaxis; immune response; monocyte chemotaxis.